Musca vetustissima is the source of this 342-nucleotide messenger RNA. Its product is annotated as protein C10-like. NCBI's taxonomy places the organism in Eukaryota, Metazoa, Arthropoda, Insecta, Diptera, Muscidae. Gene Ontology annotation, biological process: post-embryonic development. Bases 1 to 339 code for a protein of 112 amino acids. The transcript has a single exon. The record is from RefSeq and is a predicted model, not a curated record.
AUGAAUUUUAAUAACGAUACUGCCAAACAAAUAUUAAUUGAUAUUAUACGCACAGUCAAUCAACCGGAGAAUUCAAAAAAGUUAUCCGAAGCAAAAGCCUCGGCCGGCAAGGAGAUGCUUCUAAUGAUGCAGCAUGUAUUCCCACUGGUAAUGCAAUUACAAACGGAAGUAAUAAAAUCGUAUGGAUUUCCGGGUAAUCGUGAGGGUCUGGUACAAUUCUCACAAUUGAUACGUGAACUGGAACGGGAAGAUGUUGAAAUUGCAAGACUACGUAGCCAGAUACGAGCUAUAUAUUUGCCACCGAUUGCCAUUAAUACCACCAAUGAUAUAUUAAUUUAGGGG